This is a messenger RNA of Dichotomopilus funicola, 1446 nucleotides long. RefSeq names its product pyridoxal phosphate-dependent transferase. The transcript is spliced from 2 exons. NCBI's taxonomy places the organism in Eukaryota, Fungi, Ascomycota, Sordariomycetes, Sordariales, Chaetomiaceae. Gene Ontology annotation, biological process: biotin biosynthetic process. The record is from RefSeq and is a predicted model, not a curated record. Bases 1 to 1446 code for a protein of 481 amino acids. Gene Ontology annotation, molecular function: pyridoxal phosphate binding.
AUGGCCGAAAAGGCCCCUCGACUCGACAGCACCCUCGCCUCCCUCCUCGACCGCCGACGACAACGAGGCCAAUUGCGAUCCCUAACCACCGUCCCCCCAGGAACCGUCGACUUCUCCUCCAAUGACUAUCUCUCUCUCUCUUCCCAACCUGCGGUUCAACAAGCCUUUCUCGCUCGCCUCCAAGAUGCCGCUGUCCACCCGCCCGGCAAUGGCAUCAUCACCAACACCACCAACCCAGUUACUAACUCAACCUCCCCCAACCCCCUUUUAAACCCCCCCUCCCUCCUCGGCUCAGGCGGCUCCCGCCUCCUCGACGGUAAUUCCCCACGCGCCGAAGCCCUCGAGCACUUCCUAGCCUCCCACCACCGCGCACCCGCGGCGUUGUUGUUCAAUUCCGCCAUGGACGCCAACGUCGGUCUGUUUGGGUGUGUCCCGCAGCCCGGGGAUGCGAUUGUGUAUGAUGAGCUGAUUCAUGCGAGUGUGCAUGAUGGGAUGAGGGCAAGUCGGGCGGGGAGGAAGGUUGGGUUUGCGCAUGGGGUGGUGUGGGAAAGGUUGGAGGUGCGUCAGGGAGGAGGGAGGUCGUUAGAGGGGGUGUUGAGGGAUUUGACGCGUGGGGAGGAAGGUGCUGGGUUUCGGUUGGGGGAGAAGAAUGUGUUUGUUGCUGUGGAGGGAGUCUACAGUAUGGAUGGGGAUGUGGCGCCGUUGGUUGAUGUUGUGGAGUGUGUUGAGCAGGUACUGGAUCGUGGCAAUGGGUAUGUGAUUGUCGACGAGGCACACUCGGCGGGUAUCUUUGGGGAAUGUGGUCGCGGUCUGGUCUGUGAGCUGGGGCUGGAAAACCGAGUUUGGGCGAGGGUGAUAGGGUUUGGGAAGGCCAUUGGGUGUGCUGGAGGCAUGGUGCUCUGUUCGUCGACCACUCGCGAUUACCUCAUCAACUACGCCCGCACCCUCAUCUACACCACCGCCAUGUCAUUUCCUUCCCUUGCCAGUAUCGAAACGGCCUACGAGUUCCUUGCGGCCGGUCACGCACAGCCCCUCCUCACCCAGCUCAGAUCUCUCAUCCAAGAAACAUACCGACUACUCGUCGCCCUUUGCGUACGGCACCAACCUCCUCCAAGAUUACUACGUCUCGGUAUUGAACGGCUGCACUCGCCUGUUAUCCCUGUUCUUACGUCAAAACCCCGGGACUUGGCGAGGUUUUGUCAGCAAAGAGGGUUCAUGGUACGUCCCAUUGUUGCGCCGACGGUUCCUAAUGGCGAGGAGAGGAUUCGGGUGUGUCUUCAUGCGAAGAAUACCGUUGGUGAGGUUCAGGGACUGGUAACAGCCAUUGAAGAGUGGGUGUUGGAGGCCAUGAGCACCAAACGGCGUGAAGAAACUGUUACAUCACGGAAGACGGGGUCGACCGGUGUCGAUAUAGUAACGCGACCGAGCAGAGAUUCAAAAAUGUGA